Phycodurus eques (leafy seadragon) is the source of this 443-nucleotide messenger RNA. Its product is annotated as chemokine-like protein TAFA-5. Gene Ontology annotation, biological process: G protein-coupled receptor signaling pathway. Gene Ontology annotation, molecular function: G protein-coupled receptor binding; receptor ligand activity. The record is from RefSeq and is a predicted model, not a curated record. Lineage: Eukaryota; Metazoa; Chordata; Actinopteri; Syngnathiformes; Syngnathidae. The transcript has 4 exons. Bases 1 to 366 code for a protein of 121 amino acids.
AUGCAGCUCCUCCGGGUGCUGCUGCCUCUCACCGCCGCGGGGCUCUGCUGGUUCCUCCUGUGCGCGCUCCACAGCCGAGGUGGCGUGCGGACGGGCAGCUGCGUGAUCGUGACGUCGGAGCGCGACGGCAGCCAACCCGCACGACGCGUCGCCCGGCAGACGGCUCGCUGCGCCUGCGCGCCGGGACGAGCGGCCGGCACCAGCGGAGGCCGCCCCGCCUGCGUGCGCGCUGACAUCGUGCUGAGUCGUCAGUGGUGCGAGAUGAGUCCGUGUUUGGACGACGAGGGCUGCGACCUGCUCGUCAAUCAGUCGGGAUGGACCUGCACGCAACCGGGGGGACGGGUCAAGACCACCACGGUCUCCUGACAGCGGUGAUGGGACGGAAAACUCCCAUCAUGCAUCUCUAGAGCUCAGCCAAAACAUCAGACACUGCUAGAAAACGA